AUGGACAAAUCCAAAGAACAAGAAAUGGCAAAAUUCAAAAAGUUUCUUCCUUGGAGGACACGCAUUUCAAUAUCUUUUCUGUCAUCGCUUUCCGACGCCGUGCGCCGCUCUAACGGCACCGUUAAUCGCCGGCUCAUGAACUUCCUCGAUGUCAAAACCCAAGCUAACGCCACCCCCUUCAACGGCGUUACCACCAAAGACGUCAUCGUCAACGCCCACAGCAAACUCUGGUUCCGAGUCUUCGCUCCCACAGUCCCUGCCGCCGCCGGCAACCUCCCCGUCAUCGUCUUCUUCCACGGUGGCGGCUUCGCGUUCCUCUCGCCGGACUCCCUCCCCUACGACGCCGUCUGCCGCCGAUUAUGCCUCCGCGUCCCCGCCGUCAUUGUCUCCGUCAACUAUCGCCUCACCCCGGAGCACCGCUUCCCGUCACAGUACGAUGACGGCGAGCACAUCCUCCACUUUCUCGACGAGAAUCGCAUGGUGCUGCCGGAAAACUCUGACUUGUCAAAGUGCUUCCUUGUCGGCGACAGCGCCGGCGCCAAUUUGGCUCACAAUGUCGCAGUUCGGGUCGGGAAGGUGGGGAUCCGGGAACCCGGGGUCAGGAAUUCGGGGCUUCGUAGAAUCCGGGUCAUCGGGUUGGUGUCAAUCCAGCCGUGGUUCGGCGGGGAGGAACGGACGGCGGCAGAGUUGAGGUUUGAUGGUGCGCCGCUGGUGUCGAUGGAGAGAACGGACUGGCUGUGGAAGGUAUUUCUGCCGGACGGGUCGGAUCGCGACCACGGAGCAUCGAACGUGAGUGGGCCAAAUUCGGAGGAUUUAUCGGGUUUGGAUUACCCGGAUACCCUUGUGUUUGUGGGUGGGUUUGACCCGUUACAAGAUUGGCAAAGGAGGUAUUAUGAAUGGUUAAAAAGAUCGGCGUAUGAUUAA
Messenger RNA from Sphenostylis stenocarpa, 924 nucleotides. The record is from the annotation of a GenBank genome assembly. Lineage: Eukaryota; Viridiplantae; Streptophyta; Magnoliopsida; Fabales; Fabaceae.